Molecule: messenger RNA, 639 nt
Organism: Beauveria bassiana ARSEF 2860
Lineage: Eukaryota; Fungi; Ascomycota; Sordariomycetes; Hypocreales; Cordycipitaceae
Product: nitroreductase family protein
Exons: 2
Coding region: 1-639 (212 amino acids)
Biological process (GO): cellular response to oxidative stress
Source: RefSeq, a predicted model, not a curated record
AUGUCUGCCCCCAAGGUCUCCACCAACGACUGGCUCGCCGCCGCCAAGUAUCGCCGCUCUGUUUACGGCCUCAAGAACACUUCCAAGGUCCCUGAUAGCCGUGUCAAGGAGAUUGUCCAAGAGGUUCUCGCUUUUGCGCCCUCUUCCUACAACACCCAGCCCGUCCGCGUCACCCUCGUCACUGGCGAGAAGCACACCCAAUUCUGGGACAUUGUCAUCAACAUUGCGGAGCCCAUCCUCAAGGCUGCCGGUGCCGAGGUCUGGGAAAAGAUGAGCGGCAUUCUGCAGUCGCACAAGGCUUCUUACGGCUCGGUUGUUUUCUGGGAGGACACCAACAUCACCGAGGAGGCCAAGAAGGCUCACGCCUCGUACGCCCACCUGUUUGACUCCUUUGGCGAGCAUGCUUCUGGCAUGAACCAGAUCCUGGUCUGGACUGCCCUCGAGCUCGAGGGUGUCGGCGCCAACCUGCAGCACUUGAACGGCAUCCCCCCCGUCGAGGAGGCUCUCAAGAAGUUCCUCGACGUCCCUGCCAGCUACAAGCUCCGUGCUCACCUCAACUACGGCGACGAGCCUGCCGCCCACAGUGCCACUGUACCUCCCAAGCUGCCUGCCAGUGAGACGUUCAAGUACGUCAACUAA